This is a messenger RNA of Trichobilharzia regenti, 1320 nucleotides long. The record is from the annotation of a GenBank genome assembly. Lineage: Eukaryota; Metazoa; Platyhelminthes; Trematoda; Strigeidida; Schistosomatidae.
AUGGUCCAAAUGGGGAAAUAUAUGUCAUGUAACCAGGAUUUGCCCACCUUUUCAUACCGUUGGUUUUGCUUAUUAUCCACCCAUUUUCACCAGAAUGUUAUCUGUAAAUUUUGUGAAGGCUAUUAUGACUUUGGUAGUGAACAACCAGUGUGUUCAUCUUGUCAUGCUUUUAUUUAUGAAUUCAGUCUGCCUCAAAUGACUGAAAAUCGAUUUUUUGAAGAAAAGGAAGCGUCUAAUGAUAGUGGUAAUGAGGAACCAGAUAAAGGAUCUGAAUUAUUCGCAACUGGUUGGAAUUCUUUCAGUUUAGAAGUCACACCACAUGAUCAUGCACAUGUCAAAGCUCGACAACCAUGUGGCCGAAUGUUUUCAGCCGCCUGUCCCCUACAACAGCCUCACGUUAUUGCAUCCUACUCCAGUUACCCUGUAACCGACUAUGUAUCACCAAUUUUUAAGAGAAAAAUCAAAUCCUGUGGUUCACGCAUUUCUCCAAAUCUUGAAGAUCUUCCAACUGAAAUUUUGCUCCGUGUAUUUUUAAUGUUGGAUGAUAUAUGCCUGUGGUCUCUGCGUCAAGCUUCAUCUCGAUGUCGCUCAGUAAUAGACAGUGAAAUAUCUGAGCAACAAUGGGAAUCCUAUGUAUUAUUUCGAUGGCCACUGUUCAACCCAAAUUGUCGAAUUGAAAGUUGGAGGCUACUCUACCUCAAUAUGAUGGAAAGUGUCACUUGCAGGUUUUGUUUGGAACGCCUACGUCUACCGGUAUUAUUUCCAAUGGAAGCUCCAAAAGUUCGAUAUAAACGUAUUAAACAUGAAUUUGAAAAUUUAUGCUCUGAUCCGCCUUAUGGCAUCAAAAUUAUCACGUUAGACACGGAAACGUAUUCACAUUUCUUAGCUGGUAUUGAAGGUCCACCUCAAUCCCCAUAUCAGGGUGGAUUUUUUCAUGUGCUUAUUCUUGUUCCAGAUAGUUAUCCUUUUCGGCCACCAGUAAUACGUUUUCUCACACGUAUCCUACAUCCUAACAUCAGUUUUCAUGGUGAUGUUGGGUUGGACUCAAUUAGACACAAUUGGUGUCUAGCUCUGAGUUUAGAGAAACUUUUAAUAAGUAUUUUAGCGCUUCUAACUGAUCCUCAUACUCGUAUUUGUAUGGAGCCAGUAAUUGGAGCUCUGUAUGAUUGGGAUAAAUAUCAAUUCGAGGAAUUGGCAAAAUUAUGGACAUGGAAAUUUGCUUGUCAUGAUUAUUUGUCAGCUGAUUUUGUAUCUACAAUGGUACUUCCAGAUUAUAUUGAACAAACUCACCGACGUCUUAGCUGUCAACAAAUUCGAUGA